AUGCGGAGAUAUGCUUCAACAAUAUCCAAACAAAACUCACUUCCAGCCGCAUACUACCGCGGCGGUACAUCAAGAGCAGUCUUUUUCAAAACAAAUGACCUUCCACAAAACAAGAAAAGCUGGGACCACAUCUUCCGCAGCGUCAUCGGAAGUCCCGACCCUUACGGCCGACAACUUGACGGUAUGGGCGGAGGCAUAUCCAGUCUAUCGAAGAUAUGUGUAGUUGGCAAAUCAACACAUUCCGACGCUGAUGUCGAUUAUACAUUUGUGGCGUUGGGUGUUAAGACCAACGAAGUGGACUACUCUAGUAAUUGUGGAAAUAUGAUCAGUGCUGUUGGCCCGUUCGCUGUGGACUCUGGUCUUUUCCCUACCAGUAUCAAUCAGCAGUCUGCUACAGUCCGAAUACAUAACACUAAUACAGGGAAGAUAAUCCAUGCUGUCUUUCCCGUGGUCGAGGGAGAAGCGGCCGCUAGCGGAGACUUUUCCAUUGAUGGAGUCGCUGGAGCAGCAUCUCCAAUUCGUCUGGACUUUAUUGAGCCCGCUGGAUCUCGCACUGGACAUUUACUUCCCACCGGAAACGUCACCGACGAUAUUGACGGGGUGCCAGUUACAUGUUUGGAUGCAGCUAAUCCUUGUGCUCUGGUCAAGGCUACAGAUCUCGGUGUCGACGGUAACCUAACACCCGACGAAAUCGAUACUCAUCCAGAUCUACUUCAGUGGUUGGACUCCAUUCGGCGUCAGGCCGGUGUAAAGAUGAGCCUUGCAAAGACAUUAGACACCGUACCAGGAAGUGUCCCCAAAAUCUGUCUUGUAGCAACACCGACUUCUACCCCGAGAGAUAUCAAGGCUCAGCAGACUCCGAGUGAUGUGGAUCUUUUGGUACGAGCUAUAUCUGUCGGUCAGCCGCACAAGGCUGUUCCCAUCACUGUGGCUCUAGCUGUUGCAACGGCUUCCAAGGUUCGCGGUAGUACCGUCUCAGAUGUCGUUGGUGUGAACCCCGUUGAUAAAGCAGGUGUAACGCUAGGUCAUGCAAGUGGCAAACUACUGGUGGGUGCCAAUUUCAGUGAAGAUGGCGGCUUGGAAUCUGCAACGGUUUUCCGAACUGCUCGAAGGUCGUUAGUCUCUAUGUUGAAGACCUACAACGGGCCGGUACAAUACGAAGAAGCCAUAUGUAUAUACUUAUUCAGGGAAUCAAGUGCCUUGUCCUAG
Talaromyces stipitatus ATCC 10500 is the source of this 1209-nucleotide messenger RNA. RefSeq names its product DUF453 domain protein. The record is from RefSeq and is a predicted model, not a curated record. The coding region runs from base 1 to 1209 and encodes 402 amino acids. Lineage: Eukaryota; Fungi; Ascomycota; Eurotiomycetes; Eurotiales; Trichocomaceae. The transcript is spliced from 2 exons.